AUGGCGGGCGCCUCCGACCCCCUGGAAGAUAUGCUCUUUUCCGAGGUGGAUGAGAAGGCUGUGAGCGACUUGGUGGGUUCACUGGAAUCUCAGCUAGCUGGCCAGAGCAACUCAACGGGCAAAACCGAUGAAAAUCGCAGCUCUGGCUCAGUUGCCCCCGCUAACCAUCACUUGGGGAAAACACUACCAGCUCCGGUGGGCUCCACAACACUAGAUCAACAACAACAAGGGCGCCGUUUUAAACCUGACGUGCGCCAGGAUUUAAACUCUACGGACAAUAAUUCGGAUAAAACUGUCACAGCACCUUCCCAGGGCUGCACCGCUGCCUCCGGUGAGCCCUCCGCCGCCACCGCUGCCUCCAGUAGCAGCGGCUCUCCAUCACAUGGCGCAUCCAUCACAACAUUACCCGCGUCCGGCGUGUCAACUUCCCCGCCGAACAGCAGCAUCAGCACCGCCGGCACCUACGGGCACCCAGCGAAGGCUUCCCUGGACUCAGGUGAGCCUCACCCAGACGCUUCGAAACGACGCCUCGCCGCCCCGCGUCGGUGCGCCUCGGCUCGGAUUAAGAGUUUGAACGGUGCCGCCGCGACCACCCGAGGGAACAGCAGCAGCAGCAGCCCAACCGAGGACGGUGACGGCAGCCCCGCGGACACCCGGCCGGCGAGUACCGCCGCCAUCAACACGUCGACGUUCACCCUCGCCAACGCCAGCAUCCCUGCCGGUCAGUCUGCCAUCGCCCUGGACCGGGGCACCCCCACCAUCGCUUUGCAAAGACUCCCUAGUCACAUCGUAGCCAGCAUCGCCCAGAACGGGACCAGCCUGUCGGCAUUAAGCCAGCAGGGUGCUCGGACUUCCCCUGUCACUUCGCCCACAUCUGCCACCUCCUCGCCACCUGCGCAGGAGAACCACACUAAACCCACCCCGGAACCCACAGUGGCACCCAGUGAAUGCCAAUCCAAACCUGUCACCACGAGCACUGUCAUUAACACUGUUUCCUCCGUUGCCAUGACAACAACACCCGCCGCCAGCACUAUUGCAGUAACUCAACCUUUAACCACCACAGCUACUACCACCACCACCACGACCACCAUUGCGGCCACCUCAGCGACAACGAGCUGCGUCGGUGGUCAGACCACAUCGGUGACCGCUACAAUCAGCGCGGUCCGGCCCACCAUCGCAGCCCCCGUCACCCCCGCCGUACCUCCUGCACCCUCGCCAACCACGCAGGUCGCGGCCCGACCCGGUCUGGCUGCUCCACAGAGGAUCGUAGCACCACAGCUUAUUGUCAGACCUCCUCAGCAGCAGACCACCAUUCAACUUCCCCCUGGGUUCACCAUACCAUCUGGUAUGGUGCUGGUACGGACUGAGCUGGGCCAGCUGGUGUUGGUUCCUCAGCAAGCUUUGGCUCAAGCUCAGGCGCAGGCUCAGGCGCAAGCUCAGGGUCAGGCCCAGAAUAACAUCUCGCCGCGGCCUGCCACUCCGACCACGGGAGCAUCCUUCAGAGUAACCACGCCUCAGUCUCCAGCAACCUCUCAGGCCACCAGGCAGUGUGCUCUGACUCCAGCCAAGGUGGCACCGUCUCCUUCUCCUGUUCCUUCCAGUCCUGCCCUGCAGACCACCUCCUCUUCUUCUUCUUCUUCCUCUUCUUCCUUUGCUACCUCCUGUCCCGCGCUGCGCCCAAAGGGCCCCGUGGCGCCGGCUGUGGCGGUGACGGCUUCGCAGACCCCCGUGGUUCCGACACCCCAGGCGCCGCCGGUCCAGGUCGCCUCACAUCCCCCGCAGACGACGGGCAUCACCGCCGCCCCUGGAGCUACUGUCGUAUCCCAGGAAAUGCAGGAGAAUGUAAAGAAGUGUAAAAACUUCUUGGCCACUCUCAUUAAGCUUGCAUCGCACAAUUCUCCGUCGCCUGAGACCUCCAAGAACGUCAAAGCUCUGGUGCAAGACCUGCUGGAUGCCAAGAUUGAGCCAGAGGAGUUCACGAGCCGGCUGCAAACUGAGCUCAAGUCGUCCCCUCAGCCUUACCUGGUGCCCUUUCUUAAGAAGAGCCUCCCGGCCCUGCGUUUGUCUUUGCUAAACAGUCAGCAGUCCCUGAUCCAGCCGCCACAGCAGGGCAUCAAACCAGUGGUGUCUGUCGCAAGUGGGCCAACCGUCCACAUACGCCACCCGAACAGCAUCGGUGCCACCACAGGUGCCAGUGCACUGCCUGCUGGUACAGUGGGCCAUGGUGCCACUGCGGGUAUGAAGACCACAGGACCCAUGGGCGGACAAGUCCGGGUGCCUGUGAUGAUCACGCAGUCCAUGAGAACUCAAGGCACGAUGGGUAAGGUAGGCACCUUCCAAGCAGGCAGAAGUCCAGUGGGCAUGGCUGUUCAGAUCCCCGGCAAUCAAAAAAACAAGCUCAACGACCCCGGAGGAGGCUCUUUCAGAGAUGACGACGACAUCAACGACGUGGCCUCAAUGGCGGGGGUCAACCUGAACGAGGAGAGCGCCCGUAUACUCGCCACGAACUCCGAGCUGGUCGGCACGCAGAUCCGCUCGUGCAAGGAUGAAGCCUUCAUGCACCCCGGGCUGCUCCACCGACGCAUCCUGGAAACAGCAAAGCGCUUUGGCGUCAUGGACGUACCCAUGGAAGUGGUGACAUUCAUCUCGCACGCGGCACAGUCACGACUCCGCACCGUUGUGGAAAAGGUUUCAGCCAUAGCGCAGCACAGACUGGACUCCUGCAAGGACGACGAGUGCUACGAGCAAUCGGGCGACGUGCGCUCUCAGCUGCGCUUCUUCGAGCAACUAGAGAGGAUGGAGAAGGCGAGAAAGGACGAGCAGGAGAGAGAGAUCCUCUUGAAAGCCGCCAAGAGCCGCUCGAGGCAAGAGGACCCAGAGCAAGCUCGACUGAAACAGAAAGCCAAGGAGAUGCAGCAACAGGAACUUGCCCAGAUGAGGCAACGGGACGCUAACCUCACGGCGCUAGCGGCAAUUGGACCCCGCAAAAAACGCAAAGUGGACUCGCCGGGGGCCACGCCAUCAGGGACUGAGCUGUCGGGCAGCGCGGCGGGCUCUCCGGCCGGCUCGUCAUCGGCGGCUACCCCCACGUCUCGCCAGUACACCCGUCAGCGCAUCACCCGCGUCAACCUCAGGGACUUCAUCUUCUACUUGGAGCAGGAGCCAAACGCGGCCCGUUCAUUGCUGCUCUACCGCGCCCUCCUCAAGUAG
Molecule: messenger RNA, 3210 nt
Organism: Nerophis lumbriciformis (worm pipefish)
Lineage: Eukaryota; Metazoa; Chordata; Actinopteri; Syngnathiformes; Syngnathidae
Source: RefSeq, a predicted model, not a curated record